AAGUAGCUGGAUUUCAGAGAAAGUAGCUUCAAGAUCGUCUUUCCUUUUUGGUAACUAAAGAGCUUUUUCUUCUUUCUUUCUCACUCUUUUGGUCUUUUAGCGAUGGAGACAGAUGGGAAUGAUCGAGGAAGCUACAAAGGAAAAUCUGCAGACUGAACCCCAAAGAGGUCCAAUACUUCCAGGAUGGGUGAUGUCCUGACCUUUGAUGGGGAUAUUACUGAAUUAUUUGACUAUUUAAAUUACUCUUACGAGUCCACACUCAACCCUGACAGUGCACCAGGACCCUGCCGACCUAAAAGUGCAUCAGCUCUGAUCAGAUACUUUGUGGCAUUCCUCUAUUGCUUGGUAUGCUUAUUCAGCCUGGUAGGAAAUGCCUUGGUGGUUCUGGUGGUCACCUACAACAAAGGAAACAGGCCUGUGACUGAUGUGUACCUCCUAAACCUAGCCAUUGCAGAUCUAAUCUUUGCCCUCACCUUGCCCAUCUGGGCUAUUUUCCGAGCUCAUGAAUGGAUCUUUGGAACUGCCAUGUGUAAAAUCAUCUCAGCCAUGAAGGAAGUCAAUUUCUACAGUGGAAUCCUCUUGUUGGCUUUCAUCAGCAUUGACCGCUACUUGGCAAUAGUGUAUGCUACCCAUCAUGUUACUGAAAAGAGACACUGGGUCAAAUUUGUCUGUGUUGGCAUCUGGGUGUUCUCCCUCCUCCUUUCAUUGCCUAUGAUUACCUACCGUGAAGUUGUCCAUGCACCUAAUUCUGCUCAGAUGGUUUGUUAUGAGAAUAUUGGAGGGAAUGAAACAACUAAAUGGAGAGUGGUGCUGAGAAUCCUGCCUCAAACCUUUGGCUUCCUUGUGCCUUUGGCCGUCAUGCUUUUUUGCUAUGGGGUGACAGUGCAUAGACUUUUCCAGAUGAAGAAUAAUCAGAAAAAGAAAGCUAUGAAAGUCAUCCUGGUUGUGGUGCUGGUCUUCCUCUUUUGUUGGCUACCUUACAAUAUCUCCCUACUUAUUGAUACCUUGAUGAGGACCAGAGUCAUUGCUGAGACCUGUGGACUCCAGGAUGCCAUUGAUGCUGCCCUUUUAGGCACAGAGAUCCUGGGGUUUUCUCACAGCUGUAUGAACCCCAUCAUCUAUGCCUUUAUAGGGCAGAAGUUCCGAAACAACUUCCUCAAGAUCCUAGUCACACGAGGCAUCAUCAGUAAAGAAGUCCUGAUUCGUUACCGGAAGGGCUCGACCUUCUCAUCUACAUCUGGCAAUACCUCAACAACACUAUAAUGUCCAUGUUGUGAAGACAGGAUGGAAGAGAGGACAGCUGAAUACAUUGUCCAUCUGCUGUUCAACUCAGAAUAUUAGUAAAUACUAAGGCUGAGACUGCAAUGAGAGCUCCCUUUUAAAGGUACUGGCACUACCUUUCCAGUGCAAUACUUUCUGCCACACAUCCUAAGGUCAGAAAUUGGCAAGGACAAAUGGGAGGUCCAUGUAACGCUUCACAUAUUGUUGAAAUGUGACACUUAGCAUCUCUAGCUCACAGAAAAGAAAGUGAGAGAUGCUAGCAGGUACAACUGAACACCUGGAGGGGUGCACCAUUCCCACCUCUGCUGUAGGCUUUGCAGACUAAUUGUUCAUUCCAGUCAUUAGGUACUGAGAUUGCCCCAUGUCCUCCACAGUGGGAGAAAGUGCAGAGGAAAUGAACCUAGGGACAUUUCUACAUUGACCCUAAAAGUGAGCUUGAACCAGAAUCCCAGAUUCCAUUUUGAGCCUGGUUGAUGGUCUAAAAGGGAAUCAUUAAGCUGCCUCGGGGUGAGAGAGAGUUCCUACUACUUUAGGAUUUGGGUUGUCCCCCAUGUCAAUGUAACCUAGGGCAAAGCCAUGUAAGUUUUGCCUCGAGUUAACCUGAAUCAGCCUUGCAUGAUGUGUAUUGUGGGGAUGACCAAAUUACUCACUGACCUAAUUGGUCAGUGUAGAUCUGCCCAAGGUCUUUGAGGCACCAAAUAGAAAUCUGGUACUUUAGUUGAGGACCAACGUUAGCUUGUAUGUUUGGCAUCUCUUAGCCAAGAAUUCCCUAUACAACCUUUACCUUUACAACAAACAAGUGGCAUAUAAUGGGGGGGG
This is a messenger RNA of Anolis carolinensis (green anole), 2100 nucleotides long. Its product is annotated as C-X-C chemokine receptor type 2. Gene Ontology annotation, molecular function: C-C chemokine receptor activity; C-C chemokine binding; C-X-C chemokine receptor activity. Gene Ontology annotation, biological process: immune response; positive regulation of cytosolic calcium ion concentration; neutrophil chemotaxis. The transcript has 2 exons. The record is from RefSeq and is a predicted model, not a curated record. Lineage: Eukaryota; Metazoa; Chordata; Lepidosauria; Squamata; Anolidae. The coding region runs from base 184 to 1263 and encodes 359 amino acids. Gene Ontology annotation, cellular component: external side of plasma membrane; membrane.